Molecule: messenger RNA, 1377 nt
Organism: Peromyscus eremicus (cactus mouse)
Lineage: Eukaryota; Metazoa; Chordata; Mammalia; Rodentia; Cricetidae
Product: lys-63-specific deubiquitinase BRCC36-like
Exons: 1
Coding region: 8-886 (292 amino acids)
Biological process (GO): double-strand break repair
Cellular component (GO): BRISC complex; BRCA1-A complex
Molecular function (GO): polyubiquitin modification-dependent protein binding; cysteine-type deubiquitinase activity; metallopeptidase activity
Source: RefSeq, a predicted model, not a curated record
GAGCAAGAUGGCAGCGCAGAUGAUACGGAAGGUGCAGGCGGUUCACCUUGAGUCUGACGCUUUCCUGGUUUGUCUCAACCACGCUCUGAGCACAGAGAAAGAGGAGGUGAUGGGUCUGUGUAUAGGGGAGUUGAAUGAUGACCGGAGGAGUGUCUCCAAACACACAUACGCUGGCACUGAAACGGGCGCGGUUGCGGAAAAGAUGGAUGCCCCCGUCAGGGUUGUUCACAUUCACUCUGUCAUUAUCUUGCGGCGUUCAGACAAGACGAAGGACCGAGUAGAAAUCUCUCCAGAGCAGCUGUCCGCAGCCUCCAUCGAGGCAGAAAGGUCAGCCGAACAAACAGGUCGUCCCCUGAGAGUUGUUGGCUGGUAUCAUUCCCACCCUCAUAUAACCGUUUGGCCUUCCCAUGUGGAUAUCCGUACACAAGCCAUGUACCAGAUGAUGGAUCAGGGCUUCGUAGGACUGAUUUUUGCUUGUUUCAUAGAAGACAAAACCACAAAGACUGGUCGGGUACUCUACACUUGCUUCCAAUCUGUGCAAGAUCCAAAGAGCUCAGAAUAUGAGAGAAUUGAGAUCCCAAUCCAUAUUGUACCUCAUACCACCAUCGGGAAAGUAUGCCUCAAAUCGGCAAUUGAGCUGCCGAGGAUCCUGUGUCAGGAAGAACAAGACGCAUAUAGGAGGAUUCACAGACUUACACAUCUGGACUCAGUCACCAAGAUCCACAAUGGCUCGGUCUUCACCAAGCAUCUGUGCAGUCAGAUGUCCACAGUCAGUGGGCCCCUACUGCAGUGGUUGGAAAACAGACUAGACCAAAACCAGCAGCGUUUGCAGGAAUUGGAACAAGAAAAGAUAGGCCUUAUGGAAGAGCUGUCUUCCCUGGAAUAAAGCGGGAGGGCAGAAAUGGGUGGAUGAAAACACUUGGCAUACAAUUUAUAAACUAAAGUAAUUUCAAAGAAGAUAAAGUUGGAGGACUCACAUUAUAUAACUUCAGGACUUCUUAUAAAGCUGCCGUAAUGAAGAUACUGUGGUAUUCAUGGAAGACUAGACAUAUAAAUCAAAGGAACAGAAAAGAAAAUCCAGAAAUAAACCCACGAUUGUAUGCCUGACUAAUUUUGACAAAGUACAAAAGUGUUUCAAGGAAUAAAGGGCAGUCAUUUUGGCAAAUGGAACUUCUACAGGCCAACAAAAUAAAUUCUAACAGUACCUCAAAAAUGUUCCAUGGAUUUAAUGUAAGACAGAGACCUUUUAGAAAUAUAUCAUAUGAGAAAAAUCUUCAGGAGACGUAUUUUUAAACUUCAGCCCAAAAGGACAAUCCAGAAGAACACAAAGUAGACAUAUUGGAAUUUGUCAAAAUUAAAACUUUAUUUUGUAAAGAA